UAGCUGACAUAAAAUCUAGAUCUACAUCUUGAUAUAUUAGACCUAGAUCCAGAUCUAUAGACCUACUUUACAUUUUCAACGAAAUAUACAGUCUCGGCAGUAGGAUAAUAUAGGACCACAGUCAGAAAUGAGAUGAGAUGAAAACGAAACAUCCCAAUUUAUUUUUAUUUUCAAUAUAAUAGACUCAAUGAAUUGUGAUCAUCAAUUUCAUCAAUAGUCCACCUCUUUGCAACGUCACACAUAUUCAGACAGGAGACUAAGCAGUAUCACGUGAAUUGGAUAGGAGUGAAUGCAGAUAUUCAUCGUGAACCUUUUAUAUGGAGGAAGAUUGGAUAAUGAUUAGCUUCAGAUAUCCAUCCAGGCACGAAAGUCGUCCAUUAAUAAAGGUCUUCGAUGUUUACGAGCUUCCAUUCAAAGACAAUGUGGCAGUUUUUAGGUGACUACGAAACUCAAGUGUCUGAAGGUGGGGAGGCUGAUCUAGACGGACACUAUACAAGGUGUGCUAAGAAUCCAGGUCACAAACACUUCAUACCUGUUGAUACAUUUAGCCUGGAAGAUCUUCCCGUCAGUUAUCGAGACCCUUGUUUGAGUGACCUCAUCAAAGCCACGGCUGGCCUGACAGUCCGAGUGAGUGUUCCUAUGACUAGUUCAGACAGACCAGCGUUUUGGCCCAGCAGUCACGUGCCAUACCCUUUCUACAGCAGGCGAGGAAGUUGCGUUCUGAGAACAGGAACUGGUCGAGUGAUGGAAGUGAAUAAGAUCAAAGCUUCUACACAGUGUACGUGUCAGAAAUGUGUCACCAAGUUACAAACACCAAAAAAAGCGCAGUGGGAAUUACUGAUAAUGUCUGCCGCCCACGUAGUGUAUGACGACACUGAAUCAAAGCACACAUCUAUUAGACUUUUCUAUGAUAGGAAAGAAAGUCCAGACGUCAUUCUCCACACUGACAGUAUAGUAAAUUUAAAUAUUGAGGAAGACCGCUGUAUGUUUAAGUGUGUUACCUGCGAUAAAAAGCUAGGUGACAAGUUGAAAAGGAACUUGAAACAUUGGGAAAGUCUCUGGUUUAGCAUUGAUCAAAAGUAUAGAGAGUCCAAAGAUGUUCACAAACUAUCAUUUAUUGUGUCACAUCCUCACGGAUGUCGUAAAAUGGUAAGCAUUGGACAGUGGGUAGACAAGCAGCAUGUAGAUUUAAGCGAAGACCUGCUAAAGUUUACCUACAGAACAUGUACAUGUCCAGGAAGCAGUGGAGCACAGGUUUACUUUGUGGGAUACAUUGGAGGUUUCAGAGAGCAUGUUCACUCAGGCUCAUUUAGCAGUGAAGGUCUCAACUUUAGUGGCAUUGGGAUAGUCUUUUAAAUUACAACGAUCGCGGACAUGGCUUAGAAGUAACAUCACUAGGCAUGGUGAGAUGAGAUGUUAAUUAUCCUUCUUGGAGAUCUUCAUUGAAUUCUAAGUUGCACAAGAUUUCUGUGCCAUCGUGAAGGCUUACCAUGGACAUGUCUGUUUGGUUUUUUGCAAAGUUCGUGCCGACGUCUUGUAAAUGCAUUAUCUAAAUCAUUCAUGAAAUGUAUUGUGAAAUACCCCGAUGUGAUGACAUUCUUGUAAAAGCACUAUCUAAAAUCUAAAUCAUUCAUGAAAUGUAUUGUGAAAUACCCCGAUGUGAUGACAUUCUUGUAAAAGCACUUAUCUAAAAUCUAAAUCAUUCAUGAAAUGUAUUGUGAACUACCCCGAUGUGAUGACAUUCUUGUAAAAGCACUUAUCUAAAAUCUAAAUCAUUCAUGAAAUGUAUUGUGAACUACCCCGAUGUUUUCAAUAAAAGAAGUAUUUUACAAAUGUA
Molecule: messenger RNA, 1837 nt
Organism: Biomphalaria glabrata
Lineage: Eukaryota; Metazoa; Mollusca; Gastropoda; Planorbidae
Exons: 3
Coding region: 394-1356 (320 amino acids)
Source: RefSeq, a predicted model, not a curated record